UCCCCCUUCUCCGCCAAUAUUCUUUAUGCACCCUGUCUAGGAUAUAAUAGAUACAGGUCGCUGCCAGGGGACAAGUCCCGUGGUCGGCAACCUUCUACAGCAACUCUUCCCCAAGUGGCUGGUUGAGAUGCCUCACCCCACUUUCGAAGGCGUACAAAGCGCUUAACAUAAUACCCUUAGGACUUUUGCUGCAUCUUAUUGUAUAAUGUGCCCGAGACCUGCACACCAUGGACGCUGCGAGCGAAGCUCCAGUGAGCGCUUGCUGCAUGCUUAGGUAGCACAUACAUAUUUUCGUAUCUCCCCUUGCUUCGCGGACCAAAAUAAUGAGAACCCUUUUACCAUUUUCGUCUUUUUGAAUCUAUCUUUCAAUUGUUGGUACCACUGUUGGAUCUGACCCCUAGCUUGUUGAUGCCUGUGCGAGGUUGUGACCUGCCUCGUCGAGUUAUAUCCUGACUGCUUUGAUAUGGAUAACGAGAAGACGGUCCGGUAGCUGGCUAAUUCCGCCCUUCGAGACGGUACACGGUACCGAUAAUAACCCCGGUGUCUAUUCUUGUUCACGAAUAUAGAAAUUAAUAUUGGAAGUGGUGGCAACAUAUCCGACAGGAAUCGAACGAUAUAAUGUCGUCAAGCGGACCCCCAGGAGGGUUAUCCCUUUUCCCUAAUACAACGAGCUCGCCACCUCGGAAGGCAACUCCGCGACCACGCGCUAGGUCUGGCUCUCGGUCUCGAGGGCAAGGCUCGUCUUUUGAAAUGAUACCACCGCGAAAUGGUCGCAAUAAACCAGAAGAACUUUCCGAUUUUGUGAUUGAUGGGACACCGUCGAUGCCUAACGAGUUACAAAUGGCUUCAAAUAACCCAUUCUACCAGAAUGAAGCUGGGCCGUCUGUUUCAAGGCCAGUGCCAGCAUCAGAAGUGCCACCGCGAGCAGACACGGCAUUUUCCGGGACAAGCACAUUGGUGAGAAGUGAGAGCGGACGGUCACGAAGUUCAAUCGCAAAGAGGCCUCUUGGAGAGCCAGAACCCUUACCAUUACCGCCCUCAUCAUCUCCCCCUACAGAGCCAGCCAUCCGCUCUAUAUUUCCACAAUAUGACCACACACUGCCAUUCGAUCGCCAAGAAUAUUAUCCCACCCAGACCAGCCCAACCCAUAUCCCAAGAACCGUCAUCAGUAGACAAUCCCAUGUGCCCGAAAGCCGGAGUCCGCCGGUUCGAAGUCCCGUACGGAGUCCCCUUAGCGCAGGUUCGGCGCAACAACGGUGGCCCAGACGACCUCAAGAUCCUCCCGUAAUCCCCGCUGUGAGCACAACGGAAGAGUUACGCGACCUGUGGAAAGCAGCAAAUGGGUGGAAAGCCUCCGCGGUAGAAGGACGGACAUUUUGUUUGAAAUUGCUACCAGAGAAGGAUACACCUAUUUACAACCUCACAUCAUCGAGCGCUCAACCUUUUUAUCACAUGAAACUAGACCCGACAUCGACAAGUGCAUAUAUGACGCUUAGUCGACAUGAUCCAAGCAAACCAUUCAAAGCAAAAGACCCGGCCGCAAGUCCCCGGUCAUCAACUGGACUCUUAGGAGCUCUUCGAGAAGCUGAAGCUAAGUCAUGGCAAGAAGCUUUGACUACCAUGUUAGAAGAACCUUCACGUCGGCUACCGCCCAAUGACGGCCUAGUCGCACUAUUAUAUCCCUCCGUGGCUGCCAAGGUAGCAUUGGAUAGACCGGGCGAUAUGCAAGCAGUUAUGGCCGCGGAGCGAGAGUGUGCGCGUCUGGUCUGGGAUGAGGAUAGCACGAAUUAUUUCUUAGUGCACCCCGCUUUGGCGACACCCUUUUGCAUCACAAUAGAAAGGAACACGGCGUGGAGCCGCACGGAAUACACAAUUGAGCAUAUCGAGUCACCACAUCAUAUUGCGAAGCUCACGCGGGAUGGGACAGGCGAGGGCUGGCUAGAACUCGACACGUUGGUCGCGGGUCGCAUAGAGAGCUACUACAUCCUGGACGUCGCCGUAUCCGCAUUACUCAUCGUAGCCAACAUCGACGAAAAAAACAUCCUAGUCGAGCAGUUUGAACCACCACCUCCAGCGCACCUCCGGAAAUCUAGUUCUAACCCCGACUUCCGGCGAAGUAGCAGUCGACUCAGUAGUAAAAUCCUCGGCAAAAAGAGUAGCAAGAAACGCGGCCGUAUCGAGGAAUUAGAACUCGAUCUCGAGAGCCAAGCCAGUAGUCUAGGCGGCAAGUUGAAUAUUAAAGAUAAGGACAAGGAGCAAUUACCAGGCUCGGCGCGCACAAUUAUCAAGCUACUUAGCUUCGGGUUUAAAUGCGUUAUAUGGGCGCUUACACUUACGUUUAAGGCGCUUUUGGCGGUUGUAGUUGGAUUGACUAAGUGCUUGACUAGUGAAAAGCUGUAAUGAGGUAUACGAAAGAACGAUGAAUUAAGUCUCUAGAUUACGGAUAUUUGGUUUUGGGCGCGGAUACCUACUAUUUGUAUACUUUUAUCGCCCAAGAUGUGGGUGUGGGCAGAACAUAUUAAUGAAGCAGGCCGGCCAUUUCCUCUUCUACACUUGGACUGCUGGACAUAAUAAUAAAAGUU
Molecule: messenger RNA, 2582 nt
Organism: Hypoxylon trugodes
Lineage: Eukaryota; Fungi; Ascomycota; Sordariomycetes; Xylariales; Hypoxylaceae
Exons: 1
Coding region: 619-2400 (593 amino acids)
Source: RefSeq, a predicted model, not a curated record